UAUUUUGUGUCCUACUGAACCUGCACUACUCUCUCUCUCUCUCUCUCUCUCUCUGUGUUCUAUAAACGCAAACAUACGUUCUCGUUUAUCUUUCUUCUCUAUAUUUUCUCUCUUCGAGACAUGGCGGAUGUUGUGGAACUGCCGAGUCGACUAGCAGUUCUUCCAUUCAGAAACAAAGUCCUUUUACCUGGCGCAAUCAUACGGAUUCGCUGCACGUCGUCUAGCAGUGUGAAAUUGGUUGAGCAAGAAUUAUGGCAGAGGGAGGAGAAGGGUAUGAUUGGGAUUCUGCCCCUCCGAGAUUCUACUGAGACGACGGUGGUGGGUCCCAUGCUAUCUCCAGGCGAAGGGACUGAUUUGGGAGAGCGAUGCUCAAAAAGUCAAGGAGCUAUAUCAGAUCCUCACAAGUUUGAUGGAAAAAGUCAGCAGGAAGUAUUUCACUGGCAUACCAGGGGAGUUGCAGCUCGAGCUUUACAUCUCUCACGAGGAGUGGAAAAGCCAAGCAGGAGGGUCACAUACAUAGUUGUUCUAGAAGGCUUGUGUAGAUUUAGUGUCCAGGAGCUUAGUACAAGAGGAACCUAUUAUACUGCACAUAUUUUGCCUCUUGAUAUGAUGAAAGCUGAGAUGGAACAAGUAGAGCAACAUCCAGAUUUCAUUGCAUUGUCACGUCAAUUUAAAGCCACCGCCAUGGAGCUUAUCUCUGUUCUGGAGCAGAAACAAAAAACUGGGGGUAGGACAAAAGUUCUUCUGGAGACGGUUCCUGUACACAAACUGGCAGAUAUCUUUGUUGCUAGUUUCGGAAUUAGCUUUGAAGAGCAGCUAUCGAUGCUGGAUUCAGUGGAUGUGAAAGUAAGGCUUUCAAAAGCCACAGAAUUAGUUGAUAGGCAUUUACAGUCAAUUCGUGUAGCUGAGAAGAUUGCACAAAAAGUUGAGGGACAGUUGUCAAAGUCGCAGAAAGAAUAUCUUCUUCGUCAGCAGAUGAGGGCUAUAAAAGAGGAGCUUGGUGACAAUGAUGAUGAUGAGGAUGAUUUGGCAGCCUUGGAAAGGAAAAUGCAAAGUGCAGGAAUGCCUCCAGAUAUAUGGAAGCAUGCACAGAGGGAACUAAGGAGGCUAAAAAAAAUGCAACCUCAGCAACCUGGAUAUAAUAGCUCCCGUGUCUACCUAGAGCUUCUUGCUGACUUGCCCUGGCAGAAGGCUGAUGAAGAACUUGAACUGGAUCUAAAGGCUGCAAAGGAGCGUCUUGAUAGUGAACACUAUGGUUUAGUGAAGGUCAAGCAAAGGAUAAUUGAAUAUUUAGCUGUUCGCAAGCUCAAACCAGAUGCGAGAGGCCCAGUAUUGUGCUUUGUUGGCCCACCAGGUGUUGGAAAGACAUCUUUGGCAUCGUCCAUUGCUGCUUCUCUGGGCAGAAAAUUUGUGCGCAUAUCCCUUGGUGGUGUGAAGGAUGAGGCGGAUGUUAGAGGGCACAGGAGGACAUACAUAGGAAGCAUGCCAGGGCGACUUAUUGAUGGAUUAAAGAGAGUAGCUGUUUGCAAUCCAGUGAUGCUGCUGGAUGAGAUUGACAAGACAGGUUCGAAUGUUCGGGGUGAUCCAACUUCAGCACUGCUGGAGGUUCUUGAUCCUGAACAGAACAGAACAUUUAAUGAUCAGUAUCCUCAUUCCUUCACGAUUUGUUUCAGUGAAUCAUCCACUUCUUUCUUCUUCAUUACUCAUAAUUUCUUUAUAUUUAUCGAAGUCUCCUUGGGAAAAAUUUAUUUAAGUGUUCCAUUUGACCUUUCAAAGGUUAUUUUUGUGGCAACAGCAAAUAGGUUACAGCCUAUUCCUCCACCACUCUUAGACAGGAUGGAAGUCAUCGAGCUGCCAGGAUACACACCUGAAGAAAAGCUCAGGAUAGCAAUGCGACAUUUAAUUCCACGAGUUCUGGAUCAGCAUGGCUUGAGUUCUGACUUCCUUCAAAUUCCCGAGGUUAUGGUGAAGCUUGUCAUUCAAAGGUACACUAGAGAAGCUGGUGUUCGGAAUCUGGAAAGAAACUUAGCUGCCUUAGCUCGUGCAGCAGCUGUAAGAGUUGCAGAGCAAGAACAUGCUGUUCCCCGCAGCAAAGAUGUCCAGGGCCUUGCUUCAUCACUAGAGGAGAGCAGACUUGCUGAUGGAGCUGAAGUUGAUAUGGAAGUCAUUCCUAUGGGUAUCAGUAAUCAUGGCAUAUCAAAUGAAUUCAGGGUCACCUCACCUUUGAUUGUAGAUGAAGCGAUGCUGGAAAAAGUGCUAGGGCCUCCAAGGUAUGGUGACAGAGAAACUGCAGAACGGGUUGCCACUCCUGGGGUAUCUGUUGGGCUGGUUUGGACAGCAUUUGGUGGGGAGGUUCAAUUUGUGGAGGCUGCUGAAAUGGUUGGAAAGGGUGACCUACAUCUCACUGGCCAACUGGGUGAUGUUAUCAAGGAAUCAGCACAUAUAGCGUUGACAUGGGUAAAUUUUUCUCUUUAUCAUUUGUUUUUCAUGUGUGCUGAACAAAAAGGCCCAAAUCUUUUCCAGUCAUAUGUCACGUACCUUAUUUUUGUAGGCAAUAAGUGA
Ilex paraguariensis (yerba mate) is the source of this 2562-nucleotide messenger RNA. The record is from the annotation of a GenBank genome assembly. NCBI's taxonomy places the organism in Eukaryota, Viridiplantae, Streptophyta, Magnoliopsida, Aquifoliales, Aquifoliaceae.